Messenger RNA from Hevea brasiliensis (rubber tree), 3514 nucleotides. RefSeq names its product protein SMAX1-LIKE 4. The transcript has 3 exons. Lineage: Eukaryota; Viridiplantae; Streptophyta; Magnoliopsida; Malpighiales; Euphorbiaceae. Bases 388 to 3417 code for a protein of 1009 amino acids. The record is from RefSeq and is a predicted model, not a curated record.
UAAAAAGAAAAAGGAAAAUAUCAACUACAAGAAGUAUAAAGAAGGUGUUCUGGUCUCUAAAACUCUACUAAGAUCUCUCUAAGAGCUUCCCUUUCAGAAAAUCUGACUGCACAUAUAUAUAUUUUUGAUAUUUUCCAUUUUAGCUUAUCAGGUAGGUGGUUUUCUGUUUGCUGUAAUCAUACAGGAAAGGAAGCUAACCAGCUUUUGAUAUCAAAGCUUGGUUCAGUCUCUAGAUCACUUCGAAGAGACAAAAGAGAGGGUUAGGGGUGGUGUUAGGGGAAGAGAGAGGAUACGAGAAGAAAGAAAGAGAGAAGAAGUUUUGAUCCUGCAAGAACUAGUGGUGCUCAAACAAAGGGGGUGGUGUGGGGGGUGGGUUUUGGCCAAGUAAUGCGCUCAGGAGCUUGUACGGUCCAGCAGACCCUCACCACAGAGGCUGCUUCAGUCUUGAAGCAUUCUCUUAGCUUGGCAAGGAGGAGAGGCCAUGCUCAGGUCACUCCUCUUCAUGUGGCUGCUACCUUGCUAAGCUCAAGAGCUAGUCUUUUGAGAAGGGCUUGUCUCAAAUCUCAGCCUCACCAAUCUUCUCAUCCUCUUCAAUGCAGAGCUCUUGAGCUUUGCUUCAAUGUUGCGCUCAACAGGCUACCAACAACUCCUGGUCCUUUACUUCAUGGCCAGCCCUCUCUUUCCAAUGCUCUGAUUGCUGCACUCAAACGAGCACAAGCUCAUCAGAGAAGAGGCUGCAUAGAGCAACAGCAACAACAACCUCUCUUGACCAUCAAGGUAGAGUUAGAACAGCUUAUAAUUUCUAUUUUAGAUGAUCCUAGCGUUAGUAGGGUUAUGAGAGAAGCUGGGUUCUCUAGUACUGCUGUGAAGAACAAUAUAGAGGACUCUUCAGCUUCUUCUGUGUUUCAGUGUUACACCACUACAGGUGGUGGUGUUUUCUCUUCACCUUGUUCACCUUCUCCUGGUGAAACUCAGAGAGAGAUCAUAAACCCUACUACUUUCUGGCAAACCCAUUUCCUAACUUACUCUUCUGAGAAAAACCCACUUCUCUUUUCUCCACAAAAGAAGCUCUCAAGCAACUAUUUCACUGAAUCAAAUUCUGUGAAGGAAGAUAUCAAGUUGGUAUUGGAGGUUUUCUUAAGAAAGAAGAGAAAGAAUACUGUGAUAGUAGGUGACUGUGUGUCCAUAACGGAAGGACUUGUUGGAGAACUGAUGGGAAGGGUAGAGAGAGGAGAGGUUCCAGUGGAAUUAAAACAAAUCCAGUUUGUUAAAUUUCAAUUUUCGCCAGUUUCUUUGAGGUUCAUGAAGAAAGAAGAUGUGGAAAUGAAUAUCUCUCAACUGAAAAGGAGAGUGGAUUCUGCUGGAGAAGGUGGGGCCAUUAUCUACACAGGAGACCUGAAAUGGACAGUUGAAGAAAGUUUAAUAAAUGGAGAGGACUCAGCAGCAGCUGGUUAUAGUCCAGCUGAUCAUCUAGUGGCAGAACUAGGAAGAUUACUCUCCGAUUAUAGCAGCUCAAACGCAAAGGUAUGGUUAAUGGCUACAGCAAGUUAUCAGACAUACAUGAGGUGCCAGAUGAGGCAACCUCCUCUGGAGAUUCAGUGGUCACUUCAAGCUGUUUCAGUUCCCUCAGGAGGACUUGGUUUGAGCCUCCAUGGUUCCAGUAUCAAUGAAUCAAGGGUAACCUUCUCCCAAAACCCAUCUCAGUUACUGGAAACAAAACCUUUCAUUGCCAAUGGAAAGGAUGAGGAAGAUAAGCUAACUUGCUGUGCAGAAUGCACCUCCAGUUAUGAAAAAGAAGCUCAACUCUUCAAACCAGGGCAGCAGAAAAAUUUGCCUUCUUGGCUUCAUCCACAAGGCACUAAUGCUAAUCAAAAGGAUGAAUUGGCUGAGUUGAGAAGAAAAUGGAAUAGAUUCUGCCAGGGCCUGCACCACCAAGGAAGGCAUAUUCAAAGUCAUUUAGGUUCCACUACUUUGUACAACGACAACCAAUGCCUAAUUGGGAAGAGCUAUUCAUAUGCUUCCUCCUAUCCUUGGUGGCCAAGCCAAAACAACAUCUUCUCAGAUUCAAAUUCAAUCUCCUUCAGAGAUUCGGUCCUAAAGCCUAAUCAGACCUCCAAUUUUGUGCCUAAAUUUAGACGUCAACAGUCAUGCACUAUUGAUUUCAACUUUGGCAGUGAAACACAAAAGCACAUGCCAGGGGAACCAAACUUGGAUUCUCUCAAGAACUCUCAGGGUAGGGAAGUCAAGAUCACGCUUGAACUUGGCAAUUCUUUCUGCACUGAUAUUGGAGGAAGGGACAAAGGGAGGAGUGAUUUGUGCAAGUUAUUGCAAGAGAACGUGCCUUGGCAAUCUGACACUAUUCAUUCUAUAGUAGAAGCUUUGAUUGAAUCCAAAUCAACUGGAAAAGGGACUUGGCUACUUAUCCAAGGCAAUGACGCUCUAGGAAAAAGAAGAUUGGCCCUUGCAAUUGCAGAGUCUGUUUUGGGGUCUGUUGAUUUUCUACUCUGCAUGAACAUGAGGAAAAAGGAUAAUGAAGCCACAUAUUCAGAGACAAUAGAAAAAACUUUAAGAAAUCAAGAGAAGAUUGUUGCUUUGGUGGAAGAUGUUGAUUUUGCUGAUACGCAGUUCAUGAAACUCCUUGCUAAUGGAUUUGAAACUGGAAAAUUUGGAGAAUCAGGGAACAUUAGCCAAGCAAUAUUCAUUUUAACAACAGGUGGUCAUUUCAUGAGCUAUGAAGAUGGAAAGGUGGAUCAAGAUUCUGUUAUCAGGAUGACCUUGGAGGUGGAGGAAAAAACUCCAACCAACAAGGAUCAUAAGAGAAAAGCUGAGUGGGACAUUUCAAGCAAGACCAAGAGUCCAAGAAUCAGUGAAAACAAAGAAAUUGAAAAUGGAAACGUGAAAAAAGACUUCUCAAGGCAGUCAAGCUUCAACACACUUGAUCUCAACAUCAAGGCCAAUGAAGACGAUGAAAGUGAAGAAAAACAAGGGGAGUUUAGCCCCAUAUCGAGCGAUUUAACUCGUGAAACCACCUCUGAUCCUGUUACUUCAACUGGGUUUCUUGAUAUGAUAAAGAACAGGUAUGUUUUUAAUAGAAAUCAGGCUCAGGACAGGGAGAUGGCAGAGGUUUUCUCGUCCAAGAUAAAGAGGUGUAUGGGGGAGGUAUUUGGUGAACAAAAUGUAAAUGGUUUUAGCAUUGAAGAGAGGAUAUUAGAAGAGGUAUUAGAAGGAUAUGGUUCUUUUGUUAACAGUUUGCUUGAAAGAUGGCUAAAAGACAUCUUUCAAAAAACCUUGCAAAGAGUUAAAAUUGGAGGGAAAGAGGGUGUGGGAAUUAGGCUUUGUUUUGAAGGUAAAGUUUUGGAGGAUGGAUUCAUGGGUACAUGUCUACCCAACAAAAUCCAAGUUUCCUUCACGGACUAACUCAAGUUUUAUAUCUUCUUUUGUAAAAUAUAUUACCACCACAAUUUCCUUCGUGUAAUUGCUAAUUUUCAUAAUAGGAUGUGUUUUGGUUUUCCUA